Pyrenophora tritici-repentis Pt-1C-BFP is the source of this 498-nucleotide messenger RNA. The record is from RefSeq and is a predicted model, not a curated record. NCBI's taxonomy places the organism in Eukaryota, Fungi, Ascomycota, Dothideomycetes, Pleosporales, Pleosporaceae.
AUGGCCCCCAAGAAAGCGGUCUCUGCCAGCGGCGAUGUCAGUGAGGGUCCCUUCAAAUGGGAAGGCCCCAACGACAACAAGCUCCUCCUCAUCACCCAAGGCCGCUAUGUCAAGCCGGAAGAGUAUGAGCAGCUCACCACCGCCUUCCCUGGCACCACCAUUGGCAGCAUCCGCAACCGCAUCUCCGCCCUCCGUGUCAAACAGCGCGACUUCUACGACUCCAUGGGUUGGACUCUUCCUGAAGGUGGCGCCACGAAGAAGACUCCCAGCAAGAAGAAGACGCCCACCAAACGCGAUGUAGAGGACGCAGGUGUCGAUGACGCCGAUGACGCCGAGCAGACACCAUCCAAGAAGCCGCGCGCGCGUAAGCCCAAGACGCCCAAGAAGGCCAAGGCUGCGGUUGAGGUUGAGGAAGGUAGCGAGAGUGAGGAAAAGAAGGUCAAGGAUGAGGUCGGUAACGAGGAGGACAUGGGAGAUCUCGGUGUUUGUCGGCGAUGA